Molecule: messenger RNA, 1235 nt
Organism: Condylostylus longicornis
Lineage: Eukaryota; Metazoa; Arthropoda; Insecta; Diptera; Dolichopodidae
Gene: Fnta
Product: protein farnesyltransferase/geranylgeranyltransferase type-1 subunit alpha
Exons: 1
Coding region: 119-1090 (323 amino acids)
Biological process (GO): protein farnesylation; protein geranylgeranylation
Cellular component (GO): CAAX-protein geranylgeranyltransferase complex; protein farnesyltransferase complex; cytoplasm
Molecular function (GO): CAAX-protein geranylgeranyltransferase activity; protein farnesyltransferase activity
Source: RefSeq, a predicted model, not a curated record
GUGGAACAGUAUUUUUAAUUCUAUUUUAUUUUUACAUUCAAAGGUUAUCUACAGUUUCUUUUUUUCUAUCUACCUAUACAGACCUAUCAUAAUUAAUUUUUAAAUAAAUAUUUACAAAAUGAGUGACGACAGUUCAGAAGAAGAUUUUGGAUUUGACUGGGUCCCAUAUAGUCAAAGAAAAGAAUGGGCAGAUGUUGUUCCUUUAAAGCAAGAUGAUGGUGACAACCCAGUUGUUAUGAUAGCGUAUAGUGAUCGCUUUAGAGAUGUUCACGAUUAUUUUAGAGCCAUCCUUACAUCUGGUGAAAAAUCAGAAAGAGCUUUGAAUUUAACAAAAGAUGCUCUUAAAUUAAAUGCGGCAAAUUACACAGUUUGGCAAUAUAGGCGAGAUAUUUUGAAGUAUUUGCAGUAUGACUUAAAUGUUGAAUUAAAUUAUGUAGAAGAUGUAAUAAGACAAAAUCCAAAAAAUUACCAGGUAUGGCAUCAUCGUCGCGUCAUAGUUGAAUGGUUAGGUGAUGCUUCGAAUGAGUUAGCAUUAACAGAAACUAUUUUAAACAUGGAUGCAAAAAAUUAUCAUGCUUGGCAGCAUCGCCAGUGGGCAAUAAAAACUUUCGAUUUGUAUGAAAACGAAUUAACAUUUGUAGAUCGUCUUAUUUCUGAAGAUAUACGAAAUAAUUCAGCAUGGAAUCAAAGAUUUUUUGUGCUGAAGCAUUUGGGUUUAACACCAGAGACAAUAGAACGUGAAAUAAUGUAUACAAGGAAUCGAAUACAGAUUGUGAAAAAUAAUGAAAGCUCAUGGAACUACUUAAGAGGCAUAUUAAAACAUAACAAUGGAAAGCUAAAUGAAUACCCCGAAGUUAUAGAAUUCUGUGAAGAACUUUUCAACAAUCAAGUUAAGUCACCGUACCUAUUAGCAUUUUUAAUUGAUUUGUACAUUGAAAAAUAUUCUGAGGAUGAAGAAAAAAGUUCCGCUGAUGCCGAUAAAGUCUUGGACUUAUGCCAUAUAAUGGCUACACAAUACGACAUUAUAAGAAAAAAAUAUUGGGAAUAUAUAGCAGGAAAAUUUAAAAAAGAAUUUAAAAUAGAUGCGUAGUGUUAAUAAGGAAUAAAGUAAAUCAAAACUUAAAAUGAAUUUUAUUAGAUUGUGUGAUAUGAAUUAUCAAAGUUUAUAUGUAAAUUUAUAAUUUUAAUAUCUUAUUUGUAUAUCAUUUAAAUAGAUUUAUCAUCACAGAUAAAAU